CAUGAUAGUGGAUGUCACAGUGUAAUUUGUAAAUAUCUCGCACUCACACGAGCUUGAGCAAGAGCCAAGUCCGACAGGGAAGUAACAAGGAACACCCACCCAAUCCAUGAUCCCCGAAACCUCGUUCGUCAAUGAUUGACUUCAACCUCUCUUUCUAGUCGUUCCCUUUCUCUCUUUUCUUCCUCUUCAUCAUUUCUCCACCGACUCUCGUUCCAGUCCCUAUUAUAACCACGGCCCUCCCACCCUGGCCUAGGCUUGCCCUUCUUUUGAAAGCUUCCCAUCUUCUGUUUGUUUCCUAGCUCCUAGGUUUGAUCUCCCUCUCUCUCUUGCUCAUUUCACCUCAGGUAGCACCAACAACCAUCAACUUAUUCCUGUUCGUCUUCGCUGGAGAAGACUGCAGAUCACCUUCGCUCUUUGUCCUAUACCUGCAAAAAAGAGGAGGAGAAACACAUGGGAUCGUUGUAGCGUUUUUGUUUGCAUUUAUUUCCUUGAAUCUACUACAUCAUCGGCAUACAGCACAGCAUUAAGCCGAGCAUUGGCAUAUCUAGCUUGGAGCAAGUCUUCAGCAAAAGGAUAAUCACCCCCAUUCCUACCUGACUCCUAGACACCCUAGGAGCGCAAGCAGAUCAUUGCGGCUAAGGAUUUGAUAUCCUACCACCGUCUCAUAUCCUGCUAGCACUGCCCGACCUCCAAUCUUCAAACGCCUAUCGGUUUCAUCAUCGGCCUCGACUCACGCCAACGGGUCGAUCACCUCUUAAAUCGAAGUAUUCAGGCCACCACAUCGAAUACUCCCACACUUUCAACUCCCUGGUUGGAGUUUGAUAUAUAACUGCACACGAGAAUGGUUAAUCGCCACGUUUCUUUGUCUCCCCGCAAUUCGCGUCACUCUCACACAGGCUUCGUUCCCCUUGGUGGCACCAACAGCAAUGACGAAAUGGGCGACGGUAUUCAGCUCACCCCGGUCAAGAGCAAUGCCUCUGCCCGGAGUGGUAUGAGGAAGGCCGAGAUGCCUCAACCCUCUACCAUGGAUAGUAACUCUCCUACCGAGGACGAGAAACUCACCGGUCAAGGUCACCGUGGCCGUCGAAGGAGAAUGGGUGAUGGUCUCUCUCGCAGCGGUACCGGAGGAGAGGAAACCACAUUGAACCCAAUGGGUAGACUCUACUACAAAAUUAUUGGCUUCUCUGUUGUCACCAGAUACCUUGUAUACGUCGUCCCCGUCGGUCUUCUCUUGGCCAUUCCCCUGAUUGUCCUCGCCGCCAUUGGCAAAAAGGAUGGCAUUCCUGUCGGCAAAUGGAACGGAGAUGGUGACAGGUCUGGCGACGAUGGCCCUCCGCUCUUCAAAAUCUUCCUCUGGGUUCUCAUCAUGUGGCUCUCAUGCUGGAUCGCAAAGAUUGUUGCUUGGUUCUUACCCUCGCUCUUCAUGUUCUUUACUGGCGUCGUCAGCAAGGGUACUCGCAAAUACGCGACUGUCUUGGGAAACCUCAUCCUCCCUUUCUCCUUCUUCUUCUGGGCCUUGGCUUCUUAUGUCACUUUCAAGAACCUCUGGAUGGAGGAAGAUAGAGGCAAGAACUACGUCCCGUGGGUCCGCACUAUGGGCCGUGUCCUUGGUGCUCUUUUCGUUUCUUCAGCUGUCUUCCUCGGCGAAAAAGCGAUUGUCCAACUGAUCGGCAUCUCCUACCAUCAGCGAUCGUUUGCCAACCGUAUCAGGGAGUCUAAGCGUGAGGUUCACUUGCUCGGGCUUCUUUUCGAUGCCUCUAGAACCCUCUUCCCUCUCCAUUGUCACGAGUUCGCUGAUGAGGAUGCCAUCAUUAAUGAUAGCAUUGAGGUGAUGCUCCGUGGUAAGAAGGGACACAAGCGCAACGGCUCUGCCACCCCCAUGAAGCUCAUUGGAGAAGUUGGCAAGAUCGGAGACAAGGUUACCUCCGUUUUUGGCAACCUUGCCUCUGAGAUCGCCGGCCGACAAGUUUUCAACCCCAACUCCGCUCAUUCUAUUGUCAUCGAAGCUCUUGAGAAGACUAAGUCAUCUGAGGCAAUGGGUCGACGUAUAUGGAUGUCUUACGUUGUUGAGGGUCACAACUCACUUGUUCUGGAUGACUUCCAGGAGGUUCUUGGACCUGCUUACAAGGAAGAGGCUGAGGAAUCAUUCUAUAUGAUCGACGGUGACGACAAUGGUGAUAUUAGUCUCGAUGAGAUGGUUCGAAAGGUUGUCGAGAUUGGUACCGAGAGAAAGGCCAUCGCCGAAGGUAUGAAGGAUAUUGGUCAGGCUCUUCAGGCUUUUGAUAAGAUUCUUCUUGUCGUCGUCCUGCUGAUCGUUAUUUUCGUUUUCCUUGCUUUCUUCCAGAGCAGCUUCAUUACCACCCUCACCACUGCCGGAACUACCCUGCUUUCUCUAUCUUUCAUCUUCGCGGUUACUGCCCAGGAAUUCCUCGGUUCUUGUAUCUUCCUUUUCGUCAAGCACCCCUACGAUGUCGGUGAUCGUGUCGAUAUCAGUGGCACCAGGAUGGUUGUCAACAAGAUCUCCCUCCUCUACUCUGUUUUCCACCGACUGGACACCAUGCAAACAGUUCAAGUGCCCAACAUUCAGCUCAACAACAUCUGGAUCGAAAAUAUAUCUCGUAGCAAGGCCAUGCACGAAACCGUCGAAGUCAACGUUUCUUUCGAUACCUCAUUCGAGGACAUUGAACUUCUCCGCCUCGAGAUGGAGAAGUUUGUUCGACAACCCGAGAAUGCUCGUGACUUCCAGCCUGAUCUUAGCAUUAGCGUUGGCGGUGUCGGUAACCUCGACAAGCUUCUGCUCUAUGUCACCAUCGCUCACAAGUCCAACUGGCACAACGAUUCCGUCCGCGCCAGCCGCCGUUCUAAGUUCAUGUGUGCACUUGCCCUGGCUCUGAAGAAGGUGCCUCUCAUUGCCCCUGGUGGUGGCGGCGAGCCUCUUGGUGGACCUACAAACCCCUCUUACUCUGUUACUGUUACCGAUGAGUUCGCCAAGAACAGCCGUGAGGAGGCUGCUAAGGCCACUGAUGAAGCUCGCAUGGUCCCAACCUCGAAGCAGGAGAACACCCAGGAGAGCCAGGCCCAGGCCGCCGAAGGCUUCAACUCACGGCCCCCUGCCGCCGGCCUUGGUGUCUGGGAUAAUAGUGACAACCACACACUAGGCUCUCAUGAUGAUGAAGUCAACCGCAACCGCGACAUCGAGCAUUUGCGGACUGAUCUCAAGCGUGAGAGCACUCGGGGUCGGCGCAAGGCGGGUGAGGCUAUCCCCUCACUUUCUCUCGAGACGGCUCCUCGUGCUAGCAUCACGUUGACGCAAGCAAGCCCUCGCAGCCCUCACCGUGGCCCCUUCGAUGAAGAGGCUGAGGCUGGCAUGGGCCCAACGCCCUACCAUUCUAAUCUAUCUGCCGGCCCAACCCAGGGUUCUCAAGGCUACCAGCCAUAUGCCGGCUCCAGUAACCAGUACAAUGUCGCCCACCCCCUGCAAAGGCCUGGUCAGGGACCGCCUCAGGGGCCACCUCCUCAAGGACAACCACCCGCUCCCCAGCGCUAGUGGACCUGGAAGUGAGACAUACGAACUGUAACGGCUGAUCAGUGUGUAUUGAAAGUAGUAAUAUUGGGGUGGUUAUUUGGGACGGAACUGAAUUUUUCUAUGUUGGUAUUCGGUUCACUCGAGAGACUAGAACAGUCAUCUCCCUUAGAAAUCAGAUUGGGUCAUCCGUAUAAAAAGAUUGGGCGUAUGUAUCGGUUUAUGAAACCCAGCCAGGGACUGCAGAGCAGCAGCUCUCAAUAUUCACGAAGUAAAGAAUCUAGAUUAUUAUUACACUUCAAUCAGAUAUUUUGAGGAUAAUUGUUUCUCAAGGAACUUUACGUCUGUGGAGGCUACUAAUUUAGCAAACGUGCUCUGGAGGUGGGACAUCGCCGUCCUUUGCCC
This is a messenger RNA of Fusarium verticillioides 7600, 3928 nucleotides long. RefSeq lists its product as hypothetical. The transcript has 2 exons. Gene Ontology annotation, biological process: calcium ion transmembrane transport; intracellular calcium ion homeostasis. Gene Ontology annotation, molecular function: calcium ion binding; calcium channel activity. The record is from RefSeq and is a predicted model, not a curated record. Gene Ontology annotation, cellular component: membrane. The coding region runs from base 842 to 3547 and encodes 901 amino acids. Lineage: Eukaryota; Fungi; Ascomycota; Sordariomycetes; Hypocreales; Nectriaceae.